AUGACAUCUACCUCUACACUCAAACUUCAGGCUGUUCCAGUCGACAAAGAAAUCGAAAACCUCAUCAGAUCAACCAAGGGAUUAAGUGUUGGCUAUUCCGAACAGGAUACGCAGCAUUUCGGCCCUGAUCCAGAUGGGUUGCCAAUUCUUCCUGAAAGUACCCGUAAGAGAUUGACCGAUGCUGGCAUCGACAUCUCUCAGGGGUAUCCAUCCAGACCAGACAAGUCUUUGAUUCCUGUCUUUGUUGACGAGGCUGCCGCCAUCCGUGACGAUGAUUACGAAUACGUUGACAGAGCAAAGAAUGUAGACCCAGAAAAGAAGGCGUUGCUGGGUGCUGCAACUGAAGUGAUCAACCUGACCAAACAUAUUGGUACCGAGAUUGUUGGUCUUCAAUUGAGCGACUUGACUGAUCAGCAAAGAGACGAGCUUGCUCUGUUGGUUGCUGAAAGAGUUGUGGUUUUCUUCAGAGACCAGAAACUUUCCCCUCAAAAGCAAAGAGAGAUUGGUGCUUAUUGGGGCCGUGUUGAAGAACACCCUCAAGCCUCCUAUGUCAACGGACUUCCUGGCAUUUCGGUCAUCUGGUUGGACUACUUCCGCAAGUCUUUCGGUUUGAACUUGACUUUCAAGAACAACAAUGCUCGUAACUGGGAUCCAGUCAAGCACAAGGUUCAAGGAACUCAAGUCUGGCACACGGACUUGACCCACGAGAAGCGUCCAGCUGGAUACACCCACUUGCACUUGGAUGCCAUCCCAGAAACCGGUGGCGACACUAACUGGGCCUCUGGAUACGCAGCUUACGAUAAGCUUUCUGAGGAAUUCAAAAAGUUCCUUGAUGGAAAGGAAGCUGUCUAUGUUUCUGCUCACGGCUACCUGGACAGAAAGAACCCAUUUGCUGGUCCAAAGAGUAUCGAGAGAGUUCAUCCAAUCAUCAGAACCCACCCUGUUACUGGCUGGAAGUCUCUGUUUGUCAACAGAUCUUACACCAAGAGAAUUUUGGGUCUAUCUUCUGUUGAGUCUGACAUUAUCUUGAAGUAUUUAUUCGAAGUGUUUGAGAAGAAUGCCGACAUCCAGGUUCGGUUUAAGUGGACUCCUUCCAAGCCAGGUUACGGUACAUCUGCAAUUUGGGAUAACAGAGUUUCUCAGCACUCCGCUACUUGGGACCACGAAGGCAAGGAUGCCCGUCAUGGAACCAGAGUCACCACUCUGGGAGACUUGCCAAAGUUCGAUCCUAACUCUAAGUCUCAAAGAGAGGCUCUCGGAUUGUCUCUUGACGAAAAAGACUUUUACUAA
Messenger RNA from Ogataea philodendri, 1290 nucleotides. RefSeq lists its product as uncharacterized. Gene Ontology annotation, molecular function: 2-oxoglutarate-dependent dioxygenase activity. Lineage: Eukaryota; Fungi; Ascomycota; Pichiomycetes; Pichiales; Pichiaceae. The record is from RefSeq and is a predicted model, not a curated record. The transcript has a single exon. Bases 1 to 1290 code for a protein of 429 amino acids. Gene Ontology annotation, cellular component: cytoplasm.